Molecule: messenger RNA, 462 nt
Organism: Caenorhabditis remanei
Lineage: Eukaryota; Metazoa; Nematoda; Chromadorea; Rhabditida; Rhabditidae
Exons: 4
Coding region: 1-462 (153 amino acids)
Molecular function (GO): UDP-glycosyltransferase activity
Source: RefSeq, a predicted model, not a curated record
AUGCUUGCAAAAACGAUUCAAGUCAGAGGGCUUACGGUAGAUGUGAAGAAGUUGAGGAGUGAGAAACUUGAUGAGAAAUGGAACAAAAUUCUUGAAUCUAGACCUCAUUCCAUCCUCUUCUCUUUUGGAACUAUGUUCAAGUCGAUUUACAUGCCAGAGUCUUAUAAACAAAACUUUGUCAAAGUCAUGAAAUCGUUCCAAAAUGUCACAUUCAUUUGGAAAUACGAGUCGGAGGAAACCAGUUUCUCGCAGGGUGCAGAGAACAUUGUUUUCACCGACUCCCGACUCUCCGCAUUCUUGACUCAUGGCGGUCUUGGAAGUGUGAACGAGUUGAGCUAUUUAGGCAAGCCUGCAAUUCUGUGUCCUUUGUUCGCUGAUCAACUCCGAAAUGCAAAAAUGCUGGCGAGACACAACGGAGCCAUUGAGAUAUCUAAAUUUGACUUGGCGGACUAUAAAACUUAA